CAUACGCGCUUUGUUUUGUCCUCGUUGGGACCCUUAGUGCACGUGACGAGCAGCUGACUUUAACCGGAAACGGAAGAAGCAUACAAGCAAAACAAGUAAUCUUCACACACAAGAAUCUGAGUUUUGCAGUUAUUUAUGAUUGCUAAUAAUGGAGUCGACCCUCGAACAGCAUCUCGAUGAAACCAUGAAAAAUCCAGCAGUUGUUGGUGUGCUUUGCACGGAUGAACAAGGACACAACCUGGGCUGCCGCGGCUCCCUGUCUGAUGACCAUGGCGGUGUUGUGUCCGUUUUGGCCAAACAAGCUGGCGCUCUUACUAAAGACCCAACAGACAGUCCAACUGUGUGUCUGGAGUCUGAGUCAGGAAACAUUCUGGUGAGGAGUCAUGGCACCAUCACAGUAGCAGUCCACAAGAUAGCAUCUUGAAGACAACACGGCUCACUGAGGAAUUUGUAUUGUAAAGAAAUAUACAUGUCAACAGGAACAUUAGCACAAUAACACAAUCUGAAUUUACUUUGAGAAAAGUCUGGAAUUACACAUGUCUCUUGUCCUUUCUACAUUAUUCCAUAAUUAAACAUACAUGAUGCUAUUCUAAUACAUAAAGUGAGAUUCCUUUCUUUUAUUUAUAUAUACAGUGUAUAGAUAUAUAUAUAUACACACACACACACACCAAUCUGUCAGGUAAAGUUUUUUUAUUGAUGACCUGUACAAAUUAGGCUCUGUAUCAUGUUAUUUCUAGCCAAGGUAAUGCUUUGUGUGUGUCUUUUUGUACACAUCCAUCCAGUUCAAGGCAGUCAUGCACAGAAAAACAACCCUCAAUAAACUUUAACCUGACUUUG
This is a messenger RNA of Etheostoma cragini (Arkansas darter), 837 nucleotides long. RefSeq names its product late endosomal/lysosomal adaptor, MAPK and MTOR activator 5 (gene lamtor5). Gene Ontology annotation, molecular function: guanyl-nucleotide exchange factor activity. Lineage: Eukaryota; Metazoa; Chordata; Actinopteri; Perciformes; Percidae. Gene Ontology annotation, biological process: positive regulation of TORC1 signaling; cellular response to amino acid stimulus. The coding region runs from base 149 to 424 and encodes 91 amino acids. Gene Ontology annotation, cellular component: cytoplasm; Ragulator complex; lysosome. The transcript is spliced from 4 exons. The record is from RefSeq and is a predicted model, not a curated record.